UUGAAGAAUGGUCCGAGUUAUUCCGAACGCCUGACAACAGAUGGAUACGUAAACAAGAUGGCGGAUUAGAGACGAUGUCAAUAUAUUUUUCUUAGGAAAAAAAUACCCAAGAAAAUGUCUCACAGUACAUACAACAAACAAUGGCAGGAGGCCCAGUCCUCUCUCAUGGACCUCCUACAGCAGGAGAUUCCAGAACAACCGUCAAAGCCAGAGAAGGACCGACUCGCUGCUUUCCAGUUGCUGGCUACGAUGUACAUAAAGUACAUCCAAAUAUUCAGAAAGAUGGAGCAGUGCUAUGACCAGAUCGUUCAUCCCCAAAAACGCAGAGUUCUUCGUCACGUCUUAGAUGGAACGAUGGGAAGAAUCUUGGAGUUGAAGCAUGAAAUGGUCAACCUAGAGUUCUCAGAAUACCAUUACUUUGAUGAUGUUCUGUCAGAUCUGAAACUUACACCUAAUGAUGUUGAAAUUCCUAUUCCAAAAUUCUUCAUCAAUGAGAGAUAUGACGUUUUAAAAGAAAGAGAAAAACUUUUGGGGAAAAUAUUGGCCAAGAUUGGUCCCCAAGAAAAAGAAGAUCAGAAGGAAGAACUCAAAAUGUCGCUUGAGGAUGCCAUUAAGAUGAUUCAAGUUCACGAGCGCGCUCGACAGGGUCGACUCAGAGCCAAGUUCAUGAAAGAGAUUCGAGAGCAGGAGGAGCGAGACAGACUAGCUCAAACUCGAGGUGCUCCAACCCUUGACCCAGAUGUUGCAGCCUGUAGAAUUCAGAAGGUUUGGAAAGGUUUUGCUCAGAGGAGGAGAACCAAAAAAGAGAGAGAUGAAGAAAUGAUCUUCAUUGGCAUGGCACCUCCACCCUUACCCACUAGUAUUAAGAACACCCCUCAGGCCUUGGCUCUGAAGACUGAGGCCACGAGGCGCAUCACACAGGGAAACCAUGAGAAUGAGUACCAGCAGGCCCUUGGAACAAUCAAGGAGAAGAUUAAAGAGACUGAGGGCCCAGACAUCAAGGAAACCAUGAUGGAUCAGAUCAGGCAGUGGUUCAUUGAGUGCAGAGAUGCCCAGGGGAAAUUCCCAGAAUAUCCGGAUGAGGAUGAUGGUGGAUCAGCUCUUAUCUUCAAGGAGAAGAGUCCGGAGGAAUUGGAGGCGGAGCUUAAUGACAAGGAUGGAGACAAAAAGAAGAAAGACAAGAAGGGAAAGAAAGACAAAAAGGACAAGAAGAAAGACAAGAAAGGAAAGAAGGAUAAGAAAGGAAAGAAGGGGAAAGGUGGUGAUGAUGAGGAAGAAGAGGAAGGUUGGAAGAUGGCCGAGUCGAGCUUUGUUCCUUCUAUCAACGAAGGAACAGAUAAAUAUAAAUCUGUGUGGAUGACUCGUGAUGAAAAAGACAACUUCUCCCAGAAACACGAUGCAGAACUCAUCAAAGAGGAAAAACGGAAAGAAGUGGAGGAAGAGAUCCGUAUCCAAGUGGAUGAACUCAUGAGAGCAGAACUGAAAAAUCUUAAAGCUGCUGUAGAUAGGGACAAGGGGAAAAAAGGAAAGGGGAAAAAGUCUGGGAAAAAAAAGAAGAAGAAGGGAAAGAAAAGUGGAAAGAAGGGAAAAAAGAAGAAGAAGGAGAAGGAUUUGACUCCUGACAGGACAAUUGAAUCCCUCUAUGAGGAGCUAGUGAAGGAGGGCAUCAUUGUGCGCUGUCCUCAGAUCCGACUCUCGGAGUUUGAGGGCGAGUACAGCUACCUGGGGACCACUCUCAGACAGGCAAAUAUCGAGCCCAUGCCCUCAUUGAGUGAUGUCCGGAGAUUAGUGACGGAAUUUGGAAUAUUACCAUUAGGAUCCCAGGCAGUCCAUGAACAAGCCCCUCUCACAAAGUCUAUCCUCCUGGCCGGUCCUCGGGGGACAGGGAAGAAGAUGCUAGUCCAGGCAGUCUGUAACGAGGUGGGGGCCAACAUGUUUGACCUGACGGCAGCCAAUAUAGCCGGCAAAUACCCCGGAAAAGACGGCCUUAAAAUGCUCAUUCAUCUGGUUUUUAAGGUUGGUCGAGAAUUACAACCCUCUGUCAUUUACAUAGGUGACUGCGAAAGAAUGUUUAAAAAGAAAAUUCCUAAAACAGAUCCAACUGAUCCCAAAAGGUUGAAGAAGGAACUACCCAAAGCCAUGAAGGGUGUGAAGUCGGAUGACCGGUUGUUACUGGUGGGGACGUCUCGCUGUCCAUUUGACGGGGAGAUGAAGCCUCUCUGUAGUCUGUAUCAGAGGAUCAUCCUCAUCCCCAGACCCGACUAUGCUUCCAGACACUUGUUAUGGAGGAGGUUGAUUCUGAAGAACAAUGGAGUAAUCACCAACACACUGGACGUGAGUUCUCUGUCCAAAGUCACCGACGGUUACACGCCGGGGCACAUGCUGACCGCCAUCACCCAGGUUCUAACGGAGAGGAGGAUCCAAACCCUUUCCAAGAAGCCGCUGCAGUCGGUGGAGUUCAUUGCACCCCUGGCCAGGAUUGACCCCAUCUACAAAGAGGAGGAGGAGGCAUUUAAGGGUUGGUAUGCAAAGACUCCUCUGGGCAAAAAGCGCGCCAAAGCAGCCCAAGCAGACGAUGAUGAUGGCGGUGGCGGAAAAGGAGGAAAAGGCGGGAAAGGCAAAAAAGGAAAGAAGAAGGGAGGAAAGAAGAAGAAGAAAUAAACAGUGAUGCAUUUUUGGAGAAAAUCCGUUCUGAUGACUGUGAUAAAUGUAUUGUGUGGUUUCAGAAAUUGUUUUGUAAAGCAAUGAAACAAAAACCUUAAGUAAUACACAUGUCACUACUUAAGUGAAAUAAAGGAAAUAUUUCUGAAUUUAUACACUAAGUCUUGUGAAUAUAUCAUGAAUUUGAGUUUAUUGUUACAGUAAUAAACUUUAAAACGAU
This is a messenger RNA of Magallana angulata, 2881 nucleotides long. RefSeq names its product dynein regulatory complex protein 11-like. The record is from RefSeq and is a predicted model, not a curated record. The transcript is spliced from 17 exons. Gene Ontology annotation, molecular function: ATP hydrolysis activity; ATP binding; protein binding. Bases 115 to 2661 code for a protein of 848 amino acids. NCBI's taxonomy places the organism in Eukaryota, Metazoa, Mollusca, Bivalvia, Ostreida, Ostreidae.